Messenger RNA from Linum trigynum, 1811 nucleotides. The record is from the annotation of a GenBank genome assembly. Lineage: Eukaryota; Viridiplantae; Streptophyta; Magnoliopsida; Malpighiales; Linaceae.
CCCAAUUUUAUUUUGAUUUUAGGUGUUGGGGGUCUCUUAUCCGGUUUUUUACCUCAAAUCUAAGCCCGAAUAUGAGAUUGCAUUGUUUGCUAUCCAGUCCCAGUCUGGUCCCGGUCCGGGUUAUACGGUCCGGUUUUGGGUAAAAAACCAAACAGUCCGGGACCAAAUUGCCAGCCCUACUGCCGAUUGCCAUUCCUACUUGCAAGUUCCGUUGGUUGAAAUUGUGUCAGCAUAGCUUAUUUGGGUCACUCAACCCGUAGAGGUUACUUUGCUCGCCUGAGCUUCGGAGCCCAGCUAUUUGGGCCUGCCUCGCUAUACGAUAGGCCCAAUCUCUUACAAUGGCGAUCUCAUCGAAACUGCGGCGAGCUCGGUUUCCAGCUCGGCAGCAGUGUCACUGAGAAGUGAGAAGCCAGAGGAAGUUUUGCGGCGAGGGCAGGGGUUUAGGGUUUUUGAAGGGCUCACUGGUCGGCAAGGACAGGGGACGAAAGAAGCAAACUUUGGAAGGCCGAGGAGAUGAAGUCGGUGGUAGGAGUCGUCGUUUCUAACAAGAUGCAGAAAUCGGUGGUGGUCGCCGUCGACAGGCUCUUCCACAACAAGGUCUACAAUCGCUACGUCAAGCGUACCUCCAAGUUCAUGGCACACGACGAGAAAGACGCCUGCAACAUUGGAGAUCGGGUGAAAUUGGAUCCUUCGAGGCCAUUGAGCAAGCAUAAGCGUUGGGUUGUUGCGGACAUUCUGAAGAAAGCACGGAUAUACGUUCCUCCUUCUGCGGCUAAUCAGACUGCAUCAACUGCUUCAUCUGAACUUCCAGCUUCUUCAACCUCUUAAGGUGGGAGCACGAUGAAGCUCGUUGAUUGUUUGCAUUCUCACCCUGGCUAUGGAAAUUUCGAGUUUGAAUUGCUGUCUGUUCUUUGAGUUUCGACAUAUACCGCUGCAAUUUUUACUAAGAACUAUUCCCUAACUAGGCAUUAGAUGAAGCGUGAUUAACUCCAAAGGAUGGGGCAUAGUUGGUUGUGGUGUUCCUCAAUGUCAUUUGAUUGCGUUCUGUGCUGAAACAUAUUGCUUCCGUGCUUGUUAACUUGAAAAUCUCAAUGCUUUUAACUGCUUGGACUAGAAACAAGAACGAUGUUAGUACACAUUGCAUUGUAUCUUUCAUUGGCAAUACUGGUCUCAGGAUCUUAGGUGAUAUGAGAUGGAUAAUUCAGUGUACAUUGAGGUGGGUUCUUUGAUUUCCAUAAUAUUUUUGGUGGGAUUCUCUUUCAUACAAGAGAUGGGGCCGUGAAAAGGCAGGCUUUACAUGCACAUAAUGGCUCAUCCUUUUCCUUCCCUUGUUCUCUGUUUUCUGUUGAAACUGUCAAGAUUAUUCAUCAAUCUUUUGUCUUCGUGACUUUGUUUUUACAACGUUAUUUAUGGUUAUCUAUUGAACUAUUAUGCCAUUUUUCUUGGUAACAGGCCAUAUGUAUUGUCCAAGACAUCAAGAAGGCUUCAGAGAAAAGCAUCUAGGUGACACAAUCUCAGAUUUGCUCAUGGUGAAGAUUUUCUUACGGCUGAGGAUUGCUGUCUGUGUUUUGAACUGAUUAGCAUUUAUGAGUCUUGUUGUUUCUUGAACUCGGGGAAAAAAGGGAUUCGGGCUUUAGUUUACAGCCCUUUUUGUGUGAUAUGCUGACUAGAUUUCCAAAUAAAUCUGUUUUUCUUUUUCUAGUCAACUUCCUGGUGGCCAAUCUUAUUGCAUUUCUGUCUGCAAGUGAUCUUCACUCCGCAAAACAGACAAGUUAUUUUCAAUGCUUUCUUAUUAAAGAAGUUAACUUUUC